Rhineura floridana is the source of this 3735-nucleotide messenger RNA. It is a transcript of the gene MCM8, whose product is annotated as minichromosome maintenance 8 homologous recombination repair factor. The transcript has 19 exons. Gene Ontology annotation, biological process: double-strand break repair via homologous recombination. Lineage: Eukaryota; Metazoa; Chordata; Lepidosauria; Squamata; Rhineuridae. The coding region runs from base 285 to 2783 and encodes 832 amino acids. Gene Ontology annotation, molecular function: single-stranded DNA binding; ATP hydrolysis activity; ATP binding. The record is from RefSeq and is a predicted model, not a curated record. Gene Ontology annotation, cellular component: nucleus; MCM complex.
CACCUACAGACUUGUGCUGUAGUAGUGUCCUUGACCAUUCUAGUUAAUGCAUGCUUACUCAAAAGUCCCUUUUAGUCAAUGGGCCUUAUUCUGAUAUUUGUAUAGGAUCACAACAACCUAAGUGUCUUCUGUGCUCUGUAUGUUGGAUUCGCUGGAUUGCAAUGUAGCUUGCUUCAGUGUUUUGCCUAACUACAGUGGUCAUCAAAUGCUAUAUAGUUGGUAAGAGAUUCUGCAGAUAUUUAGGAAAGUUUAACGUUGGUUGCAGGUCCAUUAAGAGUGCUGAGAUGAGCAAUGAACCCAGAGGGAAAAGUUCUGGGCGAGGAGGAAGUGGAUUUCAGAGGUGGCGAGGAAAAGGAGGAUGGCAAGGGAGAGGAAAAGGGCAAGGACAUGGACAGAGAGGAGACUGGAAAAAUGUAGCUGGGAAAUCAGUAUCUGCUCAGCCUCGGUUCAUUCAGACAACCCUGGAUCAGGUUACUCCGUACAGAGGCUGGAAACUUUAUUUUUCUGAAGCAUAUGAUGACAACUCCCCAUUUGUUCAGAAGACUGAAGCGUUUGAAAAGUUUUUUAUGUCUCGAAUAGAACUUUAUGAUAAGGAUGAAAUAGAAAGAAAAGGAAGUAUUCUUGUGGAUUAUAAAUUGCUGGCACAUGACAAAGAAUUAGUGGAGUCAAUACCUGAUAUUGCUUCUGAACUGAGGGAAAUGCCACUAAAAAUAUUGGACUGUAUGGGCUUGGCCAUACAUCAGGUGUUAAGCAAAGAUCUUGAGAAACAUGCAGCAGAACUGCAGGAACAAGAAGGGUUGUCCGUUGAUGAAGAGCCCAUAAUAAACGUACCAUAUAUUCAUGCAAGAGUAUACAACUAUGACCCACUUACUCAGCUGAGGAAUAUUCGAGCAAAUUGCUAUGGAAAAUACAUUGCCUUGCGUGGGACUGUUGUGCGUGUCAGUAACAUAAAGCCUAUCUGUACCAAGAUGGCAUUUAUAUGCAGUGCCUGUGGAAACACUCAGAGUUUUCCUCUUCCUGAUGGCAAAUAUACUCUUCCUACAAAGUGCCCUUUGCCUGAAUGCCAUGGACGAUCAUUCACUGCAGACAGAAGUUCUCCUUAUACAGUUACAGUGGACUGGCAGUCUAUUAAGAUUCAAGAGCUCAUGUCAGAUGAUCAGCGAGAAGCAGGUAGAAUUCCUCGCACCAUAGAAUGUGAAUUGAUUCAGGAUCUUGUAGACAGCUGUGUUCCAGGAGAUGUGAUUACUGUUACAGGCAUUGUCAAGGUGUCAAACACUGAGGAAGGAGCGUCUAGAAAUAAAAAUGAUAAAUGUGUCUUCCUGUUAUACAUCGAAGCAAACUCUGUCAGCAAUACUAAAGGACAGAAAGUCAGUAACGAUGAACAUGGCAUAAACCACCAAGCCUGCAUGGAGUUUUCACUUAAAGAUCUUUAUGCAGUCCAGGAAAUACAAGCUGAAGAGAACCUGUUCAAGCUCAUUGUCAAUUCUCUUUGUCCUACUAUCUAUGGUCAUGAGAUUGUGAAAGCUGGUUUAGUACUGACAUUAUUUGGAGGAUGUCAAAAGUAUAUGGAUGAUAAAAAUAGGAUUCCUAUUCGAGGAGACCCACAUGUUCUAGUGGUUGGGGAUCCAGGACUGGGGAAGAGUCAGAUGUUGCAAGCUGUAUGCAAUAUUGCACCUCGUGGUGUUUAUGUCUGUGGCAAUGCCACUACUACAUCUGGCCUGACUGUAACUCUGUCUAGAGACAGUUCUUCUGGAGAUUUUUCUUUGGAAGCAGGUGCCCUCGUUCUUGGAGAUCAAGGCAUUUGUGGAAUAGAUGAGUUUGAUAAGAUGGGGAAUCAACACCAGGCCUUGCUGGAAGCUAUGGAACAGCAAAGUAUCAGUCUUGCUAAGGCUGGUAUUGUUUGCAGUUUGCCAGCCAGGACAUCAAUCAUAGCUGCUGCAAAUCCAGUUGGGGGACACUAUAAUAAGGCCAAAACAGUAUCUGAGAAUUUAAAAAUGGGAAGUGCUUUAUUGUCACGAUUUGACUUAGUAUUCAUACUGCUGGAUAUACCAAAUGAAGAUCAUGACCACUUGCUUUCUGAACACGUGAUGGCAAUGCGAGCUAGAAAACAGUCUGGAUGCAGCAGUGUUGUAGUGACUCGUGAGGAUUCUCAGAAUUCAAAUGUAUCAGUCCUUGAAGCCCUUUCAGAUAAACCAUUAUCAGAAAAAUUAAAGGUCAUUCCAGGAGAAAACAUUGACCCAAUUCCACACCAGCUGUUAAGGAAGUAUGUUGGCUAUGCACGGCAGUAUGUACAUCCCAGACUAUCUCCAGAAGCUGCUCAGAUCCUCCAGGAAUUCUACCUUGAGCUCCGGCAACAAAGCCAAAGAGCAGAUAGUACACCUAUCACCACACGGCAGCUGGAGUCAUUGAUACGUCUUACUGAGGCACGGUCAAGGUUAGAAUUAAAAGAAAAGGCCACCAAAGAAGAUGCUGAAGAUGUCAUAGAAAUAAUGAAAUACAGCAUGUUAGGAACUUAUUCUGAUGAGUUUGGGAAGUUGGAUUUUGAUCGUUCUCAGCAUGGUUCUGGAAUGAGCAAUAGGUCACAAGCAAAGAGAUUUGUUUCUGCCCUUCAUCGUAUUGCAGAAAGAACCCACAACAACCUCUUUGAGAUUCAACAGCUUCGGCAGAUUGCAAAGGAGGUAAACAUAAAAGUAACUGAUUUUGAAAACUUCAUUGGAUCUUUAAAUGAUCAGGGUUAUUUCUUGAAAAAAGGUCCAAGAUUAUAUCAACUUCAAACUAUGUGAAGGAACCCAACAGUGGACGAAAAUGUUGAAGUAACUGAUUUGUUCGAACGUGAUCAAUAGAACAUGACAUAGUACUAUAUUAAUAAUAAUAUCUUAAUCAAGGCAGAGAUGCAAGACCCUUCUAAAAAUCCGUACUUUCUGUUACACUAAGUGACUUUAUUUCACAUAAAUGCAGAGACUACUCAAAUAGGGUAAAGUCGUAUUGGAGAAAAUGACUUCAGCUGCCAUUUGGAAGUCAUGUAAGUUUCAUUACACCAAUGAGUUUUAACAUGUUUCAUCUUCAAAAGUCCACUGCAAGAAAGAAUGUUAAUGCAAGAUGUUUAAUUGCAACCACAAGGAUUUAAAAUACACUUUCAUGUUGCAUACUGCAGUAAACACACAGGCUCAAUUCAGACAAGCAGAAACAAGUGUGUAUUUGUAUUCAUAUGAAGCUUCCUUUUCAUUUUCUAUCUUUGUUGUAAUUGUAGCUUACUGAUUCAAACAAUGAUGGUUACCAUUAAACAGGAAGCCAUGUGUGAGGGGGAGUUUGAAAGUGCGUAAUUCAUUCAUUAUUCUUGUCUGAAUUGCGUGAUUGCUUUUGAAAGUGUCCAGUUUGGAAACUCAGGCAUACCAAUAGUCAACUUCUUAAAAGUUAACGUUACUAGUUAGAAUACUUCUGAAAGGCGAAUGACAUAAUGUUUCAAAUUAUUCAUGUUGUAAUUUUGUUUAAAACUAACAAAUAUUUGAACAAUUUUGCUUAUACUCUUAUGGAGUUACACUAAUACAGUGUUACCUAUUUUUCUUUAAAAAACUGAAAGAUCAAACUACAUUUCUGCAUGUGCUGUUGUGUAGAUUCAGUGGACUGUAAAUGAGUGUCCUUUGUAUAAAAUUGCUAAGCUGUCUUAAUGUCAUAAAAAGGGUACAAUAUUAGAUUAUUAUUUAAAAACAGCAAUAAAGUUAUAACGUUUUAUCA